Messenger RNA from Cyprinus carpio (common carp), 1407 nucleotides. It is a transcript of the gene snrpa, whose product is annotated as small nuclear ribonucleoprotein polypeptide A. Gene Ontology annotation, cellular component: U1 snRNP. The record is from RefSeq and is a predicted model, not a curated record. Gene Ontology annotation, biological process: mRNA splicing, via spliceosome. Lineage: Eukaryota; Metazoa; Chordata; Actinopteri; Cypriniformes; Cyprinidae. Gene Ontology annotation, molecular function: U1 snRNA binding.
GAGACCAGUCCAAUAGAAUUCUUAUAUAGGCGGGUUUUUAGGCGGAAGUCGCACGUUUUUGUGUUCUGUGGCUUGCUUCUUAUUCAAGUGUGUGGUUGGCAGAAGCUCGUUUAAUAAUUAAUCAUGGCGAGCCAGGAGAUGCGGUUAAAUCACACGAUUUACAUCAACAACUUAAAUGAAAAGAUCAAAAAAGAUGAACUGAAGAAGUCGUUGUAUGCUAUAUUCUCCCAGUUUGGACAAAUUCUGGACAUCCUUGUUUCUCCUACACUGAAAAUGAGGGGUCAGGCCUUUGUGAUCUUUAAGGAGAUCAACAGUGCUUCAAGUGCACUCCGCUCUAUGCAAGGCUUCCCAUUUUAUGAUAAACCUAUGCGUAUUCAGUAUUCAAAGCAGGACUCUGAUAUCAUUGCAAAAAUGAAGGGCACAUAUGUGGAGCGAGACCGUAAGAAAGAGAAGAGAAAGCCUAAAGCCCCUGAAGCAGGUGCUGGGAAGAAGGCUUCUGCUGCCACAGCUGCUAUGGCCGGAGUACCUGCAGCCAUACCUGGAAUGCCACCCAUGAGCCAAGCCCCUCGCAUGAUGCCGAUGCCCGGUCAGCCUCCCUACAUGCCUCCGCCUGGUAUGAUGCCUCCUCCUGGCAUGGCACCCGGGCAGAUGCCUCCAGGUGCUAUGCCUCCAGGUCAGAUGAUGCCAGGACAAAUGCCUGGCCAGAUGCCACAGCAGGUGUCAGAAAACCCUCCCAACCAUAUCCUGUUUCUCACCAAUCUCCCGGAGGAGACGAACGAGCUCAUGCUGUCUAUGCUGUUCAACCAGUUUCCCGGAUUCAAAGAAGUCCGUCUUGUCCCGGGUCGUCAUGACAUCGCCUUUGUGGAGUUUGAUAAUGAGGUGCAGGCGGGUGCAGCCAGAGAAGCUUUGCAAGGCUUUAAGAUCACACAGAGCAAUGCAAUGAAAAUCUCGUUUGCAAAGAAAUAACGUUCAUGUAUAUGCAGCUUCUAUGAAAAAUGGCAGUUAUACACAGGCCUGCAUUUAGAAACCACUGACCCCUUGGGACAGUUCAGGCUGUUUAAUUUAGGAUGAAUAGAUUACAUGCACACCUUUCAAAAGAAAAAGUCCAGAGUUGAAAUGUGAAUUCUUAUUUGAUGGGACAUGCCUAGCUGUGCCCUUUAGAUUUGUACUGCAUGAUGCAAGGUAAGGAGUGAAUGGAAAGGUGUACCCUCCCCCCACUUCAUCUUUUAACUUUUAUUUCCUCUUCUGAGAUGGUCGGCUUUGGUGAGUUUGUAAGUAUGCAGGGUUUUUUUUUUUUUUUUGUUUGUUUUUUUAAUUCCAAAUAUGUAAAAGCAUUGCACCCAGAGUCUGGUCCCCAGACAUUAUACCUGGAGCUUUGAUGUUUUUAUUAAAUCACAAUGUUUUUCA